AUGGGUCACGACCACUCCAAGUCAUCGAUGGGUGCAUUUUCAAACUCUUUCGACAGUGCCACGGUAUACCAAGCUAAGAAACAAACACUAGCUCCAAGACGAGCCGAUUCUACGGCUUCAGAUGAUAUGCAAUCGACCAGUCUUCGAGAACCGAGUAGGUCGACCGGCUCACUCACAGUCAAAAAAGGAGAGUUGAGGCGACAGAAGAAGGUCAGCAUGGAAAGGGUAGGCUAUUUUUAA
This is a messenger RNA of Bursaphelenchus okinawaensis, 240 nucleotides long. NCBI's taxonomy places the organism in Eukaryota, Metazoa, Nematoda, Chromadorea, Rhabditida, Aphelenchoididae. The record is from the annotation of a GenBank genome assembly.